Messenger RNA from Amoebophrya sp. A25, 1491 nucleotides. The record is from the annotation of a GenBank genome assembly. Lineage: Eukaryota; Dinophyceae; Syndiniales; Amoebophryaceae.
AUGCGCGCAGAUUUGGUAAGGUGGCAGGCUAAAGUUAGUUGAGCCUGACUGAAUAAGUUGUCACAUGAUAGAUUACUAGCAAGAGGCGGCAUCGACUUCGACGAGUACUAGAACUUUGAGUAUGUUGUAGUUGAUAAAAAGUUAUCAAUGACCGAAGGGGAAGUUGUGGAUAAAGACGUCGUCAUCGUUUUCUAAUGAGACGCUUCCAGAACAUGGAGUCGCAAAAGAUCGCUACUUUAUCCAGGAUCUAGACCACGUUUGUUCUUGUCUCAUGAUUCUUCGUUACCUUCCGCAGAUACCCGAACUCUUUCCUUCGUUUUCUUCCUCCGCCACAACUUCGACUUCGAAAGCGCAAAGACCUGGCGCUGACUUCUCAACCUCAAGUAGCACGUCUACUUGUACUUCUGCUAAGGAAGAGGAUAUUACAAGAACACCUGCUCCAGCUCCAGCAAAAACCUACAUCAGCAUUGCUUGUUGGGAAGAAGACUGCACUGCUUCGCGAUUGCUUUCCUACCAGUUUUUCCGACGAAGUACUUUCUCUGAAUCCCCAUCCAGCCUGUCUCUAUGGCUUAUCACUGAAGCAUCGAAAAGGUGAGUGCGGCAGGCAUGGGGAGUGCGCUCUAGAUGGCCUCGAUUGGGUAAAACUCGGGAUGACGAAACACCUCUACCGCAAUCGAGGUUUUUUACAUGGUCAACAAGAAGUGCAAGGCAGCACCGUGGAAGGCAAUAAAGUUGAGGCUUGAGGAAAUACAUCUUCACAGGCCCAUCUUGGUCCCGUUUUUCAAGGGAAAAGGGCACGAAAGACGUGGUUGAAGAUGUUAUUCUGGAAGUUCUAAGAAAGACAGCACCUUCAAUCGAGACAAUAAAUAUCUAUAUCAUGCAGGCCACCCUCACCCUCACGAGGACGCGCAACCUGUGAAGACUAAUCAAUGCAGCAACUUCAUCUAGGGGCAAUAGCAACCAAAACUACCAACCAGCAAGCUUCUAUUGUCAAUAUUGCCGUGCGAAGGUACACGGUAAAGGGAUGCGAGUUCAUGCAUAUUGGCGGCAGGAUAAUCCAAUAAGUUGGCCACGAAUUUUUUUCUUCUACCGAGAAUUGCGAUCUGAGAUGGAAGCAUGUAUUUUUGUUAUGCCAAGGAAAGAUGUAAUUGAUACAUAUAUUUGUUGUAAGUAUGUGGUUUAUGAAGCUGAAGCUUUUCGACUCUUUCUAGAGACUCCCUAUACUAUACUAUCAUAGAAAUGAGGUAAAAAUUUGCUCUCGCUACAGCCUAAUAUUCCUAGUAUAGUAAAAUAUAUUCUUCACGAAUCACAUUCAGAUUUAUAGUCGAAGAAGAUCGAAGAUCAACGCAACGCUGUAGAGAAAAAAAUCAUGCAGAACAAAUAGAAGAUAAAAACAAUAAACAAAAAACGAACAUCAAUGAACAUCUGCAUAUUAUUUUCACUUGUACAUACUUAUGAAUCUUGAUGAUUUAUGAAAUUGGUUUAUACGGC